CGGGGAGCGGGGAGGGCGGGGCCGGGAGCGGUCACGUGAUGUUUGGGUGCCGGCGGCGGGCGCGCGGCGGCAGAGACAAUACCACUGAGACAAGCCUUUGGUCCGUUGUGCUGUAGCUGGCUUGUGCGAAACCGGUGGCUCCACAUCACGAGGGAAUAAAAGCGUGGGCACCUUGCACUGAUGAUGGAAACAGAGAUUCCCCCGGAUGGGAUCCUUCCUUUUCUUCAUCUCGGACGUCCCGGGCUGUGUUAAGCGGUGCUGAAGUUGGAGGUGGGGACGUGGAGCCCAGAAGUGGUGACCAGAAGCGUGUGUCCACAGAAGAGCAGCUUGUUUUCUCUCCAAGCAUUCACCUCUAUCCAAACACCUCAUCUACCAGCUCAGCUUUACUUAACCGGCGAAGAAUUAAAGCACCUAAUGGCUGGAAGCGUUGACUACGUGAACUAAGCCUUUUAUAAAUCAGUAUUCAGCAGUCUCCAGCGCAGUGUGUAAAGGUUGUAACGGGCCCUUAAAUCUCACCAUUUGGGAUAGAAAUGUAUCUUCUGUGUUUACUCGUUUGCUGCGUUUAAGGGAGUCAUUUUUAUUUGACCAGCUUUGUGCGGCUCCCUGUAUAUAGAUCUUAUUUAUCCUAAAAACCUCGUCCCCUGCCAGGUAAAGUAAAUGCUAGAAAAGUGAAAGACUUCGUUCUAGGUGAGGUGGAAGAUCUCUGCCAUGAGGUGUGAUGCAUGACGAUGACCACCGCCACAGCAAUUUCAGCCAGCAACAAGAAGAAGCCGAUGCAGGAGGGGAACGCCUGCUGUCACCGCGUGUAAUUGGCCUGGAUGAAACUGGGAAGCUACAACUUACGAAGAGCUCCUUCUUCUCCUACCCACCCCAAGCCAUCUGUGUACUGAGGGGAUGGUUCAGUAGCAAACAUCGAUCUGACCUACUGAAAAAGCAGUUUAAAGUACAAUCCUGCAUCCAUUGCUAUCUAGAAAAUGUCUUAUGGAUCCAUUGACGGGAGUGGAUUUGGGAGCAGGAACCCAUUUGGAGGCCCUUCAAGACAAGGCUAUCAACCUCUCGCCACCCAGAUUGAUCCCAGCGAACUGCAGGAACUAUUUCAGGAGACUUCAGCCAACGUCUUCCGAAUUAACUCCAAUGUGACCUCUCUGGAAAGAAGCCUUCGAUCUCUGGGGACCUCAAACGAUACUCAAGAGCUGCAGGAUGGACUGCACGCAACCCAGCAAGAGACUAAUAAAACCAUCACGACUAGCACCAAAGCCAUCAAGCAGCUGUCUGAGGUUGUCAGAGGCUCAUCCAGGCAGGAACGACUUCAGCUGGACAGGCUGAAGAACCAGCUGUCUGAUGCCAUCCAGAGAUAUGGAGCUGUGCAGAAGAAAAUAGCAGAGAAAUCCAAAGCUUUGCUUCCUACUGGGCAGAGGAGUAGCAAACAGCAGAGCCCUAGGACUCCCUUCUCUGACCUCGCUGAUGAUGAGAAGAUCUUUAACGGAGGAGAUGGCAUGUGGCAAAACCAGAGUCAGGAUCAAGCCUUGCUCUCAGAAAUCACAGAAGAGGAUCUGGAGGCCAUCCGUCAGCGGGAGGAGGCCAUUCAGCAGAUUGAGAGUGACAUGUUGGAUGUGAACCAGAUCAUUAAAGACCUGGCCUCCAUGGUGCAUGAGCAAGGAGACACAAUAGAUAGUAUUGAAGCCAACAUUGAGACGGCAUCUUCUAAUGUAGAAUCAGCCAAUGAGCAGUUGGCAAAAGCCAGUCAGCACCAACUACGUGCCAGGAAGAUGAAGUGCUGUCUUCUCUCUGCUGCUUUGGCCGUUCUGCUCUUCAUUGUCAUAAUCAUCGCGGUCUCAGUCAAACGCUGAUCUGGUGACUGUUUCCACAGAGCCUGUGAGCACCCCAUGAAGUGGAAUGGAUUCUCAAGGCAUUUCACAUUCAGGCCCUAUAUCAAUGUCUGCUUUACUGAUCACAGUGUAUUAAAACUGCUAUAACCAACAAAUACUGUAAUUGUAUGAAAGAAAAGCUGAGUUUUAUACCAUGUGUUAAUAUAAUUGCAGAUAACUUUUUUUUCCCCUUCAUUGAAGAUAUGUUUUAACUAGCGUUAUGAAUUUUAAUUGUGUCCCCUGUGUAUCUGGGGAAUGUUAUUUCUUUGCCUCCAUAUCUGGUAUCCUGUGUGCUGUGAGAUAUGUAGCUGUGAAUUCAUCUGUAUUGUUUGCGUUUUUAACAGUUCUGCUCAUUUAAAACCAUGAAAGUCAAUGUCUUUUGUUUGAUUCUUUUGUGUGUGUGUGGUUGUUUUUCUACAUUUUAAAAUAUAAUCCAGCUCAGAUUCUCAUUCUGUACACUGCUGCUUUAUAAUUUGCUCUGCAGAUCUGAGCUAAAUAUUUUCACAAUUACAUGUGUCAUUUACAAACCAAUCAAUGAGAUACUUAGUUGAUACCAUUGUAUGCAUAGAACAACACAUUUGUUAUGAGAAACACUAGUGCAAGAGCAGAACAAAUAAACAUUAAGACAUAUCCCCCUUUUUUUUAAAAAAAUUAAAAAAUAAAAUCUAUAAUCUGUUAAAAAAAUCAAGCAAAGCAUCUCAUGAAAAAUGUCAGAUUUUGUAUUUGAUUUAAUUUCAUAGGUUUCAAUGAAUCCAGCAUUUGGGAUUUUGUUCUAUUUUCGCGCACAAUAAUUUCUGCUGAAACAUGAUUGAAUAUGCAAUUUAAAUUCAUCUUUAAAUGUGUUAUGUACUGUAAAUGCAGUUUUCCUCCAGCAAAUAAAGCAUUUCAGAAAUGGUUUUAAUUAAAAUGUCGUAGGAAGUAUUGAAGAGAAUUUCACAAAAUGGUUUUUUUUUUUUUAUUCUUCGUGAAAA
This is a messenger RNA of Cygnus atratus (black swan), 2839 nucleotides long. It is a transcript of the gene TSNARE1, whose product is annotated as t-SNARE domain containing 1. Lineage: Eukaryota; Metazoa; Chordata; Aves; Anseriformes; Anatidae. The record is from RefSeq and is a predicted model, not a curated record. The transcript is spliced from 19 exons. Gene Ontology annotation, biological process: intracellular protein transport; vesicle fusion; vesicle-mediated transport. The coding region runs from base 975 to 1850 and encodes 291 amino acids. Gene Ontology annotation, cellular component: SNARE complex; endomembrane system; membrane. Gene Ontology annotation, molecular function: SNAP receptor activity; SNARE binding.